AAUUAAGUAUGGAAGUGGAAGAAGGCAUAAUUACUUUGACAUACCGAGUGAGAAGGCUUCGUUUUUGUCUGACCAUGAUUUAUUUAGGCAUAUUUUGAAGAGGCUUAAGUGCCAAGAUUGGUUCUGAUAAAAUAAUCGAGGCAACUUGAGUUGAAAAAUGCUAGAGGAUUGUAAUAAUAACCUGGGUGAAUAAGAGGCUUCUCUAGAGUGUCUAGUGAGGAGAUAUAUAGUGAAGACACUCAUUGCAAGAAGGAAUGUUUUUCAAAAAGCCAGUGAAAACCAACAGACCGCAACUAGCAUCUUUACCCGCUAUAUCCGACAGCACAGUGCUUAUUCAUGAUACUCCAAAAAUUUCAGACAAUGCUAAAUCAAAUCAUCAAGAGAUGAUUUCCAAAAUUCAGGCUCCAAGCUCCAGAGAGCAUUUCCAAUUAUUUAUGGAGUUGGAGAUGGAGUACAAUAAAGAACACUUGAUGAAGCCAAUCAAGCAAACCAGUUUGGACAAAGACUUAUUAGAUCAAGAAUAUGACCAAGCAGAUAUGAAUAGCCCAAUGCUGUGCUGGGGGUCUCACGUUAUGAAGAAAAAAUCUACCAAAGGAAGAAAGCGGAACCCUGCACACAGCGCUUCUAGUAUUUAUGAACUGAUAUAUGACUCAGUACUGCCAAAGUGGGAGAAGUGCCUCACAUCUAAAGCUAAUCGAAGAGCUCCCAACACUCCUAAAGCACGCUCUGACACUGUCUGGAAGAAGAUUUUGAGAGACGUCAGAGAGUUCUACAGAUUAUUGUUCAGAGCCAGAUUCCACUACCUCGAGUACCAGAACCAGCAAGGAGCAAUUGUUUGCAUCCAAACACUGUUCUCAGAGCUCAAUAUUCCACUGAAGAAUGACGAAGAAUAUCUUCAUAGAGUGUUCAGGUACUUGCAUCAGUCUCACAAAAGCAGGUUUCCUGGUCUUAGCAAAGAGCCAACACCUCUGGAUGCAAUUGAGAAAUACAAUGAAAACUACAGAAGCUUGUACAUGAAAGACGACUUUGGAGCGAGGCUGCUGUAUUUCGUGUUCAAGAACUUCACUCCGGAGUACUGCCUUCUAAUAAAGUCGAGAUAUCAAAGAGAGAUCGCUGAGAAAGUGUGCAUGCUGCUAAACUGCUACAGAAGGAUGAGGAAGACCGAGCAUUUGGAAAGAAUUGAACAUCAUUGAUACUAA
Molecule: messenger RNA, 1199 nt
Organism: Moneuplotes crassus
Lineage: Eukaryota; Ciliophora; Spirotrichea; Euplotida; Euplotidae
Source: the annotation of a GenBank genome assembly